UUGUCGCCCUGCACUUAAGCUCUCUCUGGCUCGUCGGUAGUUGAGUUGAUGCCUCGAGGAAAGGGUCUCGGCUCACAUCUCAUCACUGUCAUCUCAUUCUCACCCUGAUGGAUGGCAUCCUCGCCUCGUCAUCCACAGGUUUAUUCGCGUGGCUGGCGCAGCAUGCCAGAGUGGCAUGGCAUAAUAGCCACAAUCUCAUAGCAGAUACAUACGUAUUGGGGAUCGCUUGAUUAUUGAGUACAGCACUGAUGGCUCUCGCCCUACUCUUCCAGACUAUUACCCGCAGCCAGCCCUCUCGUAUUCAUCAGCCAUAUUGAUCGUUCCAUUGGUCUUGCCGCCUCCGAUGACCGAUCCGCACAUCUGCCUCGGCGUCUAAACGAGCUGCGCCUUACGAGACACAUGUAUGGUGUCUGCGAAAAGCAUGCGAGAGCAUGCGCUAUGGCUGCAGCGGAAGAGCAUCCAUCGACCAGACACAACUCCUUCUGGUUGUGAUGCCCUCUCGCUGCUGGUGUUGGUGCUGCUGCUGCGCUCGAACUGGUUGAACGACAUGUAUGCACACAUGCCCCAAUCCUCAUUCCCCCUCCCUGGGCUCAGCUCUCAUCCGCUCAUCGCACACCGUCCACACCAGAUGAACCUACAUAGCUCUCCGUCGGCACAGAACCGCUGCCAAGAAGCCCCGCGUCCGCCGCCGGUGGUCACAAUCGCUUGGUGCCCGCGACGAACCAUUUGGCGCCGCCAACGUGGCCGUAAAAAGGAAACUCAUCGCUUCUCGAUUCGGUACUCUGUGCUCGGGCGCGCCAUCCGACCAACGUCAGCGAUGUGAGGUGCUUCCUCCUGCUCCCAGGUACUACGAGUGACAUCCAUCGUGCCUGAAGUGCUCUCCAGCGUCCGCUCCUGGGGAUGCAGUAGACGGUACAGUUCUGAGAGGAUCAUGUUAUCCCUGGUCUGGGCGACCUAAAGUCAUGUGCUCUAUGCGCUGCUGAUGGACAUGUCACUCCAAUUAAGCAACGUGUUUAAGCAUCGUGUUUCUCGCUAGGCAGCUGUCGCACCAAUCGACGGGUACACACGCGCGCAUCAGCAUUAGACUCCUUUUCAGCCAAG
This is a messenger RNA of Tilletiaria anomala UBC 951, 1101 nucleotides long. RefSeq lists its product as uncharacterized. The coding region runs from base 422 to 823 and encodes 133 amino acids. NCBI's taxonomy places the organism in Eukaryota, Fungi, Basidiomycota, Exobasidiomycetes, Georgefischeriales, Tilletiariaceae. The record is from RefSeq and is a predicted model, not a curated record. The transcript has a single exon.